AUGAAAGUCAGCCCAAUGACCAGGAUCGAUACACCCAUGAAGGCCAGCCAUAUCGAUGGCCCAGCCAGUCCCAUUAUCCUUGGCUUAAGACAUGAUCGCAAUUAUCUUCGCAGAUCAUGCAUCUCACAAAACUCCCAGAGACGAAGCCAAAGUCACUUCUUUUCUGCGUCUUUGUUCCGACAAGAACCAAAAGACUACACCUCGGUUAUUUCUAAAGACGACGAUAGUAGCAUUGCUUACACUGGUAGCAUUGCCGAAAGCGAUGACGCCGCUGGUUCAACCACAGUCAGUAAGCACAACAAGCUGGAUGCCCAAGUUUACUUUCGCAGCCCUUACACUGUAGCCGGUGCAACCGUCGAUGGAUUUAUUGACCUGAAAUGCAUGGUCGAUGGACAGGUCAGAAUCGGUCGAAUCUGUGUAGAGCUUGUUGGGUAUGAAGAAGUCAACGAUCGCGCAAAGGUCAACACAGAGGAAGCAACCUACAACCAUGAAUUUCUUCAUCAAGUUCAGAAACUGCAGGAUCCCAGCGAUCCAUAUCCUAUUUGCGACUUGAUGAAUAGAGCGAACACGGACAAUGAAUUCUGGUUGAUGGAGAAAGGCCGCGUCGCUCUUCCGUUUAGCAUUACUCUUCCGGCAGAUGUUGGCUCCUCGUUUACAGACAAGGCAGGAAGCGUUAAAUACGUCGUAGCGGCUAAUGUUGAAUUCAUCACCAACGCUAGAGUCAGAACACUCUGUAUCCAGAAACAAUUGAAGGUUCACCAAAACCUCAACCCUCUCCCUGAAGAUCUGGAAUCUUUGCAAAAGACUACUAUUGUCGAGCGUGCUUCAGGAAAGGUUUUCAUGGGAGGUAAUGGCUUGCUAUCAUGCGAAGCUCGGAUAGCCAAAGCGGUUUGGACGGCAGGUACGCCAAUCUCUGUGACCGUCCGUGUUCGAAAUGCAACUUCCAAAAAAGUCAGCAAUGUCAAAUUGGCUCUAAUUCGCCGCAUCAAGACCUUUUGUCUGGACAAAGGUCCUUCCUUGUCUUCUUACAAAAAUGAUGAAUCCGGAGUCAAUAACUUAUCGCCUGUCUCCUUGAUUCGACAAGUCAUUGCCGAGGCCUCAAUGUCCAAAGAGUCGUGGUGGAAUGGCAUCAUUCGCGAUUCCGAGAGCGAAUUCAUGACGGACAUUACCAUUCCUUCCGAUGAACAUACACUACGAAACCGUACUAUUGUUCAGAUAUCCCACGUCUUACAAGUAACCUUAUCCACUUCAUUGACUAGCGAGGUAUCUUUAGAGUUACCGCUGGUCAUUCUUCAUCCUGUGUCCCUGGAGCCACCACCGCAACUCUUUAUGCAAUCUUCUUUGGCAGCGCGUGCACCUAUUGGCCUUAGCGCAUUGACACGUUUGGCUGCAUCCAUGACUUGCGAUACUUCCGUACAGACAGGCAAAGAAGAUACUGCCGAGUUGUCCGCUUCAGCAUCUUCCACAGCUACAUCGCCUAUGGUUGCAUCACCAAGAUCGGUGGAGAAUGUGGAUGGCAAGGCUAAAGGGCCUGCUACAAUUGUUGUUGACGGUAAUGGUGAACCACAUUUUACUGACCUCAGCUGGGCUGCUAACGCCGUCAAUAAUGCUGGUAAUGCAACAGCCGCACGUUGAUUACCCUCACUUCUGAUCUAUUAUACUCCUCAUCUCCUGCGUCAUUAGACAUUGGAAAAGUAAUACCCAUUUUUUCCGUAUUAGUGCAAUUAAAAUAAAUCAAUCAAUAAAUAAAU
Molecule: messenger RNA, 1751 nt
Organism: Umbelopsis ramanniana AG
Lineage: Eukaryota; Fungi; Mucoromycota; Umbelopsidomycetes; Umbelopsidales; Umbelopsidaceae
Exons: 3
Coding region: 1-1635 (544 amino acids)
Biological process (GO): ubiquitin-dependent endocytosis
Cellular component (GO): cytoplasm; plasma membrane; cytosol
Molecular function (GO): protein-macromolecule adaptor activity; ubiquitin protein ligase binding
Source: RefSeq, a predicted model, not a curated record